AUGUUGCUUAACAGUCUAUCAAAGAUAUUUUCUGCAAUUACAGUGAUGAUGGGAUCAUCCCAAUCAUUAACUAUCGAUGAGGAUUUUAUUCUAAUUGGAGAUUACGAUGCUGUUUCCUUGUACAAUUCAACAGAAUCCUUUAAUUUUACAUAUUCCGCUAGCGACUUAAAUGUCUAUCAACUCUCGACAACUAAUAACUCAAUAACGGUCUUACCCGAUACAAAACUCCCCGGUGUUCCUUCAAUUUGGCAGCUGAUAAAUAACUCCACCUCUAUCAUGAUUAUUGAUAAUAAGCCAUAUAUAUAUAAUUUUCAGAAUUCCUCCCUGGUUCAGUUGAAAAAUUGGAACAAUAUAAAAGGUGACAUCAAAUCCUUCUAUUAUGAUGAAGAUUUGAAAUCUUUUUAUUUUGGUGGAUCCAUAUCAUUUAAUGACACUCAUGGGAUUGUCCAAUAUGAUUACCAGGAGGAGCAACUUUUAUCUUUGCCGUUUGGAGGGUUUAAUGAAAACUCCACCAUAAAUUCAAUUGUUCAAUUAGAAGGUUCUAGUGACCUAAUAUUGGCAGGAUCCUUUAAUUCAAUUGGUUAUGUUGAGUUGCUCAAUAUCACGCUUAACGAAACUGAAACAAAUACCACAUCAUAUCGAAAUCAAACUGGUGUUAUAGACAUUUCUCAAAGCAUCCAAAUUUUAUCUCAAGACGUUUCUGCGAGUGUCGGUGAAAAUGCACAAGAUAUUAUUUGUCCAGUUACAGGAAACAAUGGCUGGUUGCUUUCCAAUGGUGAGCUAGGUACUUGGUCUGCGUCUUUACAAACCAAAGUUAGACCUUCCAAAAUAAGAUUAUAUAACUCAAACUCCGAAAACACAAGCGUUAAUACUUUCAGAAUUAUUACAUAUCCGGCGAACGGUAUCAUGAACAUGACAUAUAUCGAUCCGUAUGAUUUGCAAGAAAAGCACUGUGAUGCCUUCUGUCCUUUGUUUACUCACAACUAUGUAGAAAAUGGAUUCAAAAAUAACAGCAUUAGAAAUAACCAAUAUUAUAAGUUCACAAAUGAUAAUCAAACUAUAAUGGAAUUGACAGAUGUUUUCCAGGAUUUUGCAUUCGUUAAUCCCAUCGAAGUCGAAUCAUUUAGCGUUGAAAUUAUGAACUACCAUGGUUCAAAUGCCGAAUUGGCAGGUGUUGAAUUGUAUGGGAUGGGUAUUUCGGUUUUUGCUAAUAAUUCUCUGAACUUAGGAAAUUCAUGCUCGAGCUCAGGUGGCUAUCAUAUAUCUGUUAAUUCUGGGUCAUUAGGUGGUAUGUCCUGGAAAUCCGGAGGUUCAGGCGGUUUCCAAUAUUCAGAAGUACCUUCGAAUCAGGUAUCAAAUAAUAAGGGUAUCAGUUAUGACAUCAAUAUUCCAGUGUCUGGUAAGUACUCUGUUUUGAUGAAUACACCAGGUUGCUCUCAGGACAGUUCGUGUGGUAGUAGAGGUAAAGUAAAUGUCACGCUUUAUGAUAGUUUUGGUGGUCUACUUUCCCAAAACUUUGUUUAUCAAACCAACGAAUACGAGAAAUAUGACGUUCUAUACACGGGUAAUCUGGACACCGGGACUCAACCUGUGCGUGUUGAGAUGUCAUUGGUAGAGGAUUCUGAGAAUCCUGAUCCUCUUUAUGUGGUUGCUCAAUCCAUUCAAUUACAAUAUCUUCAACUUGAACUUAAUGAAGUGUUUGGAAACCACACAAAGAAAUACAACAAACUGGUUAACCAAACAAUUGGGUUGAACGGUAUUUUUGAGUAUUCUGCUUCCAAUUUCACUAAACAUAUUAGAAAUCCAAUUGGAAAUACAACCAUAAAUCAAAUAGGCUCUAUAUUUGAACAUGGUGCUACUAUCAACCAAGUGCUUUACAACGAGACUGGCGUUAUUUUAGCUGGUGACUUCAACUCAUCAUAUGGUAACGGGAUCUUGGGAUGGAAGAUUAAUUCAACAGAUUAUUUCACUAUUGACAAAGGAGAAUUCGACUCGGUUUCUCAAAUUUAUGGGCCGCUAAAUGAAUUUAUCAUUGCAGGUGAGUCUUCCCUUUACUCAAAAGCUGAAGUUUAUGAGAGUAAUACAGGAAGGAAUGAAAACCUCAAUGUCUCAAAUUCACAGCCUAUCACUGAUCUCUCUGGGUUUACAUUUAACGGUAGCGAGUAUGUCGUUAUUGGACAUUCGAAUUCUUCGGAGAUUAUGGAUUUCACGGCUAGCAUGUUGUUUUCAAAUUCAACCACCUUGGGUAUGAAUGUUCUGUCUUCACUCGAUUCCAAUAGAAAGGAUUGGAUGAUUGAUGAAUAUGUUGAUACUUCUUAUAUUAUUGGCACAAUACUCAAAUUUGACUUGGCUGCUAAUAACAUUGUCGAAUCUACUUCAAGAGGUCUGAGCCCUGUAAAUAUUACAACUUCACGUUUUACAGCGGGGGCAUUUAUUGACUCCCAUAGAUAUGCAAUAGCAGGCUCGAAUAUCUUCCUAAUUUCAAAUAAUAAGUCUUUCCCAUUGUUCGAGCAUUAUGAAUUAGAUAACACCCAAGUAGAUACAAUGAUCUUCAAUGGUUCUGAUUUGGUUAUUGCUUUUAAUGGUAGCGCAACUUUGAAUUCCCGUAAUAUCACCGGUCUGGCUUAUUAUAACCUAGAUUCUUCACAGUUAAUUACUUUGAACCAAACUUUUUCAGGUUCUCUCAAAAAGCUGACUGUUGAUCCUGAACUGGGUGCAACGAUUGGAGUUGGCUCAUUUUCUGUCGGAGAUUGUAGCACUAUCUGCUUCUUUGGAAACGAAUCUGAUCAUCUGUAUGUCAAAAAAUCUGUUCCCAAUAUAUCCGGAACAAUAAACGACGCUGAAUAUUUUAAUUUCCACAAUAUUCUGCUUGGAGGUAAUUUUACGAACAAAAAUGAGGAUUUUGGUUAUAUUGGAGUAUACGACACUCAGGAAGACGAAGUUAGAAUGAUGAAAAACUACUCCUCUCAGCUACCGGGUCCUAUAACUUCAUUCAAUUUUGUGGACGAGACUACUAACAACAAAACUCUGGAUGAUUUGAUUGUGGUUUCAGGUGAAAAUUACGUAGGAUACUUCAAUGGUUCCAAAUGGACGUCUUUGGUAAAUGGUUUGGAUGUGUCCCAUGGUAGCAUAUCAUCACUCUCCAUUCUCAACUCUACCUUAUCAUCUUUUCAUCAAAACAAAGUCAUAUUAUUAACCGGUGACCUAGCCAUAGAUGGGUAUGGUAACGUUACAAGCGCCGUUUACGACGGCACCAAAUGGACGCCAUAUGCCAUGUUUGCUACUAACCUCAAAGUUUCUGAUGCAAGGGCUCAGAAUAUUGUUCGUUUGUCUCCUAUCCAUGUAUUUAGUGGGAACUUUACGUCGCCGAUUCCUUCUUCAAGUCCCUCUUCGAUACCAACUUCGAAUUCCGAUAUCCAAAAUAAGACCAAAAAUUUUACCAACGGACAAGUCGUUGGUGUGGGAUUUGGUUUGGCGGUUGCAACCUUAAUGCUGAUUGCCGGUUUUGGUUUCUUACUCGUAGCAUUCACUAACAGAGAAGAAGAAAAAAUUGAGGGCUUGAAGUUGAUUGGUGAGGACCGGACAUAUCACAAUCAACAAAUGAUGGACGUCGUCGAUCCUGAUGAAAUUAUCAACCCAAACGUCAAAAAAGGAUGA
This is a messenger RNA of Pichia kudriavzevii, 3657 nucleotides long. RefSeq lists its product as uncharacterized. Gene Ontology annotation, biological process: cellular bud site selection; positive regulation of establishment of bipolar cell polarity regulating cell shape. The transcript has a single exon. Lineage: Eukaryota; Fungi; Ascomycota; Pichiomycetes; Pichiales; Pichiaceae. The record is from RefSeq and is a predicted model, not a curated record. Gene Ontology annotation, cellular component: plasma membrane of growing cell tip; cellular bud neck; cellular bud scar. The coding region runs from base 1 to 3657 and encodes 1218 amino acids.